This is a messenger RNA of Trametes versicolor FP-101664 SS1, 2802 nucleotides long. Its product is annotated as eukaryotic translation elongation factor 2. The record is from RefSeq and is a predicted model, not a curated record. Gene Ontology annotation, molecular function: GTPase activity; GTP binding; translation elongation factor activity. The coding region runs from base 89 to 2617 and encodes 842 amino acids. NCBI's taxonomy places the organism in Eukaryota, Fungi, Basidiomycota, Agaricomycetes, Polyporales, Polyporaceae. Gene Ontology annotation, cellular component: cytosol; ribonucleoprotein complex. Gene Ontology annotation, biological process: translational elongation. The transcript has 10 exons.
CGACUCCUACCACCUCCUCACCUCCACCGCAUACCCUGCGGUGCCCCGUACACCUUUUCCCUCCUUCCCCCUGUAAAAUCUAGUCACCAUGGUUAACUUCACCGUCGACCAGAUCCGUGGUCUCAUGGACCGCCCGACCAACAUCCGUAACAUGAGUGUCAUUGCUCAUGUCGACCACGGAAAGUCCACCCUUACCGACUCGCUCGUCUCCAAGGCUGGUAUCAUCGCCGGCUCAAAAGCGGGUGACAUGCGUUUCACCGACACAAGAGACGACGAAAAGGAGCGUGGUAUCACGAUUAAGUCGACGGCUAUCUCCAUGUACUUCGAGGUCGACAAGGAGGACAUCGGCGCGAUUAAGCAGAAGACUGACGGUACCGAGUUCCUGAUCAACCUGAUCGAUUCCCCCGGCCACGUUGAUUUCUCCUCGGAGGUCACGGCUGCUCUCCGUGUCACGGACGGUGCUCUCGUCGUCGUCGACUGUGUUGAGGGUGUUUGCGUGCAGACCGAGACGGUGCUCCGUCAGGCGCUUACCGAGCGUAUCAAGCCCGUCGUUGUCAUCAACAAGGUCGACCGUGCACUCCUCGAGCUCCAGGUUUCGAAGGAGGACCUCUUCCAGUCCUUCUCGCGUACCAUCGAGUCCGUGAACGUCGUCAUCUCGACAUACCACGACGCCGCUCUCGGUGACGUCCAGGUCUACCCCGACCAGGGUACCGUCGCUUUCGGCUCCGGUCUUCACGGAUGGGGCUUCACUCUCCGCCAGUUCGCUGCCCGCUACUCGAAGAAGUUCGGUGUGGACAAGGAGAAGAUGAUGUUGAAGCUCUGGGGCGACAACUUCUUUAACCCCGCGACCAAGAAGUGGACCACGAAGAGCACCGACGCUGACGGCAAGCCGCUCGAGCGUGCCUUCAACAUGUUCGUCCUCGACCCCAUCUUCCGUAUCUUCGACGCCGUCAUGAACUUCAAGAAGGACGCGGCCACCUCGAUGUGCGAGAAGCUCGACAUCAAGCUCGCUCAGGAGGAGCGUGACCUCGAGGGCAAGGCCCUUCUCAAGGUCAUCAUGAGGAAGUUCCUCCCCGCUGGUGACUCCCUCCUGGAGAUGAUAGUCAUCAACCUCCCCUCGCCCGCGACCGCCCAGCGCUACCGUGUCGAGACCCUCUACGAGGGUCCCAUGGACGACGAGUCCGCCAUCGGUAUCCGUGACUGCGACCCCAAGGGUCCCCUCGUCUGCUACAUCUCCAAGAUGGUGCCGACCUCCGACAAGGGUCGCUUCUACGCCUUCGGUCGUAUCUUCUCCGGUACCGUCCGUGCCGGCCCCAAGAUCCGCAUCCAGGGCCCCAACUACGUCCCGGGCAAGAAGGACGACCUCUUCGUCAAGUCGGUGCAGCGCACCGUGCUUAUGAUGGGUCGUUACGUCGAGCCCAUUGAGGACUGCCCGGCCGGUAACAUCAUCGGUCUCGUCGGUAUCGACCAGUUCCUGCUCAAGAGCGGAACCCUCACCUCGUCCGAGACCGCGCACAACAUGAAGGUCAUGAAGUUCUCCGUUUCCCCCGUCGUCCAGGUCGCCGUCGAGGUCAAGAACGCCGCGGAUCUGCCCAAGCUCGUCGAGGGUCUCAAGCGUCUCUCGAAGUCCGACCCCUGUGUCCAGGCAUGGAUUGCCGACACCGGUGAGCACAUUGUUGCCGGUGCUGGUGAGCUCCACUUGGAGAUUUGCUUGAAGGAUCUCCAAGAGGACCACGCUGGUGUUCCCCUUAAGAUCUCCGACCCCGUCGUUGGUUACAAGGAGACCGUCAAGGCCGAGUCUUCGAUUGUUGCCCUCUCGAAGUCGCAGAACAAGCACAACCGUCUCUACGCCAAGGCGCAGCCCAUCGACGAGGAGCUCACCCAGGCCAUCGAGAAGGGCAAGGUCAACCCCCGCGACGACUACAAGAUCCGUGCUCGUGUGCUGGCCGACGAGUUCGGCUGGGACGUCACCGACGCGCGUAAGAUCUGGUGCUUCGGCCCCGACACCACCGGCCCCAACUUGCUCGUUGAUGUCACCAAGGGUGUGCAGUACCUCAACGAGAUCAAGGACUCUUGCAUUGCUGCCUUCCAGUGGGCAACGAAGGAGGGUGUCUGCGCUGAGGAGAACAUGCGUGGUGUCCGCAUUAACAUCCUCGAUGUUACGCUCCACACCGACGCUAUUCACCGUGGUGGAGGUCAGCUCAUCCCCACGUGCCGUCGUGUUACCUACGCUGCGUGCUUGCUCGCCGAGCCCGGUCUCCAGGAGCCCAUCUACCUCGUCGAGAUCCAGUGCCCGGAGAACGCGAUCGGUGGUAUCUACUCGGUGCUCAACAAGCGCCGUGGUCAGGUCUUCAGCGAGGAGCAGCGUGUCGGCACGCCCAUGUUCACGGUCAAGGCGUACCUGCCCGUCAUGGAGUCGUUCGGCUUCAACGGCGAGCUGCGCUCGCAUACCGCUGGCCAGGCCUUCCCUCAGUGUGUCAUGGACCACUGGGAGUUGAUGAACGGAACGCCCAUUGAGAAGGGCAGCAAGCUCGAGGAGCUUGUCCGGAGCAUUCGUAUCCGCAAGGGUCUCAAGCCCGACAUCCCUGCGCUCGACACCUACUACGACAAGCUCUAGAGGGGGUGUUCGCCAGCAGAAGUUUAUCGAUGUGCCAAUGUGUCCUACCACUGUGUUAUCAGCGUCCGCCGUCUUCUGUCACUAGCAUCUCUCCGUACCGUGUUGUAUUCUCUCACCCUCGCUCGAGCCGCUCGUUCGAAAUGCAUUUUUACGUCUUUCACGCAAUAUCAUACCGGAUCCCCUGC